UUUUAAUACCAUAAACAGAAAAAAUACAAAAAGAAGAGAAGUUUGAACGUAGAGAAUAGGUGAAAGAUGACGUCGUCGAAAGCGCAGUCGCCGGCGUAUCCUAGCGCUGCUCGUAUCUCCGACUCUGAUUGCUUCCCUGCUUACACCGCCUCCCUUAAAUGUUUAGAAGAAUACAGCAAUGAGAAGAGUAAAUGCCAAGAACAUUUUGACAUUUACAAGGAAUGCAGAAAAAAGGAGGUAAGGGUUCUACUGUAUGAGAAAUGCUUUUUUAUAUUUUCAUAUGUUGAUUGUUGAAUUUGAGAACAUGUAAUUACCAGCGUUAUGACCUAAGAGAUGAGUUAUCUCCUUUCUUUGUUGUGACAGAGGGAAGCACGGCUGGAACGCAAUAGGAGUCGGUCUCUCUUCUCAUGAGUAUAUUGGUACAAGGCUUGAUUAUUGAGUGCUAUGUAUCCCACAGCCUUUUUUAUUUUUUCCUACUUGUAGCUAGCAUUGCCCUCGAGUUUUUUACUCAAAUAACAAGUGUCUUCUAAUUGUGUUUUCCUAUAUAAGUUAGUGAGAAAACCACUUUUGCAAUGCAAUGCUAUUCUAUGCUCUGUAUCAAAAUUCGAUAUGGUGUGAAAUUUUCAAGGGGCCAAAGAUCUUUGUUUUUACA
Messenger RNA from Salvia miltiorrhiza (redroot sage), 652 nucleotides. RefSeq names its product cytochrome c oxidase-assembly factor COX23, mitochondrial. Lineage: Eukaryota; Viridiplantae; Streptophyta; Magnoliopsida; Lamiales; Lamiaceae. The record is from RefSeq and is a predicted model, not a curated record. The transcript is spliced from 2 exons. Bases 67 to 294 code for a protein of 75 amino acids.